CUGGCUGUCAACGCUUUCCGAUUGCCGUGCUGCGAGCAGGCCAUUUGCGAGACAUGCCAGUCUAAUCUGCCUUCGUCUUGCCCGGUCUGCGAGCACUCUCCUCUUUCCGCCGACGACUGCACGCCGCACAAAAGCUUGCGAACGACGAUCAAGGUCUUCCUUCGAACUCAAGAGAAGAAGCGCGAGGAGGCGCGAGCCAGGGAAGAGGCCUCUGCGCCACCAACACCCGUCGAUGCGAAGCCGAUAUCGCAGCCGAUCGCUCCCUCCGAACCACCUACUGCUACCGAGACGCCCUCCCAGCCCCCCGCGGCUCCGAACGCAGACGAGAAGGCGCCUGUGGAGGCCACCGCAGCUUCUAACGUCGAGGCUUCUGCGGAAGCGAACGACAAUGGCGAAGCUGACGCAGCUGCUGCUCAGAACGAUGAGGAUGCGCAAACCCGUGACCAGGAACCUGUCUCUAAGGGAGAUGACGAUGAUAACGAGACCGUCAUCAUUACAGGAGACGAAGACGCGGCGACUGCUCCCCGACGAGACGUGCAGCAAGAUGGUGAUAAUGCGGAGAACAACGACGCCCAAGGCGACGGCGACGAUGCGACCACGAACCCGAACAUGAGCUUCAACUCCAUGAACGGAGGAAGCUUCCCGAACAUGAGCUUCAACGGAUCUGGCGAUUUCAACCAGAUGCAAAUGAUGAUGGCCAUGCAAAACGGCAUGGGGAACUCAUUUGGCAACUUUCCAAUGAUGGGUAUGCCAGGAAUGGGUGUGGACCCUAUGGCGAUGCAGAACAUGUACAUGAACGGCGGCUAUGGUGCUCAAGGCAUGGGCAUGGGAGGCUUCGGCGGUGGUUUCGGCUCAGGCUCCAAUAACUGGAACGGGCAACAGUCAUGGAAUUUCGGCCAAGAUAAUUUCAAUUCUGCUAAUGCUGCUGGCAUGGGAUCUGGUGACUUUGGCAACUAUAACUCAGGAUUCCAGUCAGGGUACAAUCAAGGUAAUUACGGUCACCAAUUCAAUGAUUACCGCCGCAACAACUACGGCUACCGUGGACGUGGAAGGGGACGCGGCUCUUACGGCGGAGGCUAUGGUCGAGGCGGAUAUCAACAGUAUGGCGGCUACGGUGACCAUGGCCAAAUGCACCAACAACAGCAGUACGGCUCCGGAGUGCCCGGCCAAGGCACCGGUGAGGCGAAUCAAGCUGGCGGCGAUGUGGACGAGUUCGGCCGCCAGCGCAACAAGGAUCAGGACGAGAAGUCGAAUGUUGGGGGCGACAGAGACGCAGAGGGUGAAGACGGCGCCAAACCCGUGAACGAGGGCGGGAACGAGCCGGGUUCACAUGAUGCAUCAGAGCAGGAGCACGCAGAAAAUGCAAAACUCGUGGCACAAGAUGGUGAAUACUCCGCUUAUAACGGAAACGGAAUGGCCGGAGGUUAUGGGCCUUCAGGAUUCUCAAAUCAGAACCAGGGUUUCGGAUCUGCACCUCCUGAUGUUCCUUUGAAUGCUCCGACUGGCCCCAAGGCUAUGCGUCAAGGCCUCCCGAAUACGAGCCUGCAUACUCUGCGAGCCAGAGGAUUCAUGGUCCAGGACAGUCAGGCCCAGCAGUCACCAGUAGACGGCCCCGACACGCAGAGUCCCGUUGUGGAGCAGCCACUCCGAUCUAGGAGUAACUCUUCGACGCGCACCAAGGAUAAGGACAGGAGCCGCCGACGGGAAGCUAGCAGAGAUCGUGAGAGGGAACCUGACAGCCGAUCAGAGAGAGAUUACAGCGUCAGGGAUCGAGACCACUCACGCUCACGCUCACGUACCAGGGAACCUAGCAGAGAGCGUAAAAGCGAGCGUGGGGAUCGCGGCGACCGCAGCGACCGCGGUGAUCGUCACCGACGCAGACGCAGACGUUCGGAGACUCGAUCAGUCGCCGGAGACCGUGACCGUGGUGAUCGCGGUGACCGCGAAGACCGGGACGAUGAUCACCGUCGCAGGAAGCAUAAGAGCAGAAAGCACGGAUCAUACGGCGACGAAGAUGACGCCAAGUCCCGUUCCAGGGACGACGGCUACGAAGAGAGAUCGAGGUCGGCCUCCCCGAGUGACUCCAAGAGAUCUAGCCACCGAAGUCGCAGGGACCGUGACGACAAACGUCGCGACCGGGAGAAGGACAAGUACCGGGACGAGGACUACGACCACCACCGCAAGUCCAGCCAUCGUUCUCAUCGGGACAGGGACCGCGAUAGAGAUCGUGACUACGACCGCGACCGCAAGGAUCGGGACCGCGAUCGUGAGAAGGACAGGAAGCGCGACAAGCACAGGGAUCGCGAACACCGGCACCGCAGCAGCCGCAAACACUCGCCCGAGUCGUCGACGCCCGUGGAGAAGGACUUCAACCCACCCGCCGGUCCUCGGGGCAGCGCAUCGGGUCUCGAAAUCAGGGGUGCGAGCUCGAAGCCUGGCAAAUCAUCCGACAGGCAGGACAGGCGGGGCUCUCAAGCCUCGGUCAGCAACAUCAAGUCUGCUCCUGCUCCCACCAAAGACAUCCACGCCCUUGAGCGUGAGGCCAGGGACCGCGAGCGCUUGCUCAAAGAGACUCAACGCAUGGCGGGCUUGGCCGGCCUGGCCGGUAUCAAACGCAGUAGGGACGGCGGCGGCGAUGACGACGGUAAGCGCAGCCGGAGGAAGGGACGCCGCAGCGAGGCUGUCAACCACGAUGAAGAGGAAGAGCGGAUGCGGAGGAUGGAGGCCGAGCGGGAGAGCGCCCGGUGGGACUAG
This is a messenger RNA of Colletotrichum karsti, 2754 nucleotides long. RefSeq lists its product as uncharacterized. The transcript has 4 exons. The record is from RefSeq and is a predicted model, not a curated record. Lineage: Eukaryota; Fungi; Ascomycota; Sordariomycetes; Glomerellales; Glomerellaceae.